CCGUGACAUGGCGGGUGAUGAGCGGACCCGUGACAUGGCGGGUGAUGAGCGGACCGCCAUGGUGAGGUUUGAGGGCACAGAGUUGCCAGUCGGUUAUAGUCAAGUCAGCAUUCCACAUAGCAACUCCCAGGUACAGAUGGCUGAGAUACAGGAGGAACUUGAAGAAAUGAAGGAAAACGAGGAGGAGCUGGUCUUUCAGCUGGAGACGCUUGAGAAGGCACACCAGAAACGCACCCAGCCUAUGAGAGAAGAGCUGGAGAAUCUGCGCAGCACCAUGCGCGAGAAGGAGAGCGAACUCUGGCGCAUUGAACACGGAGAAGAAGUCCGGGUGAAGAAUGCGAACUUUGUCUUCGUGCAAAGUUAUUGGUUCAGCACCCUUUGCUCCCUGGUCAUUGUGGCCAAUCUGGUGGUUAUGGUGCUACAACUGAAGAACGCCAAGCUUUUGGGUGAUUGGUCAAGUACGGUGGAUCUGUGUUUCUUGGUGUUUUAUUGUUUGGAGCUGAUCCUGAAGGGAUUCUGCUACGAAAGCCGUUUGCUCUGCGGCCACUGCCACGUGGUGUGGUGGAACUGGUUGGACCUGAUCAUCGUUUUGAGCGGCAUCACCGAGUUGAUUUUGCCGUUGUUGGUCUCGGGCCAUUCGCCCCUGCAUCUUUCUGGGCUCAGGGGCCUACGCUUAUUGCGGCUGGCACGGCUGGCGCGGGGACUGAAGUUGCUCCGGUAUUUGUGCGAGUCGGACCUCUCCUGGACCCAGCACCAGUUUUUCGAAACCCUGAUGAUGUCCGUCAUUGUUGUGAAUGCGGUGGUGAUGUGGCUCGAGUUGGAUUAUCCAGGGCCACUAUGGAGGUGGGUCGAGGAGUUCUUCCUGGUGAUCUACGUCUUUGAGCUCUGUGCUCGCCUGGCCUACCAUGGUCGCAGCUAUUUUGUGCAUGAGAAUUGGACCUGGAACUACUUGGAUUUCGUCAUCGUCUUCUUCGGCGUCCUGGAGCAAUGGAUGUUGCCGCUGUACCACGCCAUCUAUGCGCUGAUCAUGGGACAUGCCUCUACGGCCACCCUGUCCAUGAACCUGGUCCGCGCCCUGCGCAUUGUGCGGGUCUUCAGAGUGCUGCGCUUGGCGCGGCUGCUGCGAGGAGUGAAGCAGCUGUACAAGCUGAUCCACGGAGUGGUGGAAUCCAUGGCGUCUGUUGGAUGGGUCAUUACCCUUACUUUUAUUUUGCUCUACUCCGCCUCGUUGGUUUUCACCACUCUGGUGGGUCGGGGCUACAUCUAUGCUGAUCCCUCGGAGAUUCCAGAGGAGGCCAGCGAAAAUUUCGGCUCGGUCUGGAGAUCAUUCUUGGCCCUCUUCAAGCUGAUGAACGACGACCAGUCGGUGGUGGAAAAGAUCAUUAGCACAGUGGGAGGUCAAAUCCUCUUCUACGCCUUCAUGAUGCUGUCGAAUUGGAUGAUGUUGGCGAUCCUCACUUCAGUGAUCAGUGACAACAUGAUGUCGGUGUCCAGAGUCAAGGAGGAAGAGGAUCGCAAAAAGGCCAUGUCGGAUAAGCAAGAGCAUGCCAAGCGCCAGAUCACCAAUAUCUUUCUGAAGCUGGAUGAAGACGAAAGUGGCUCCAUUUCCGAGCAAGAGAUGAUGAAGUUGCUUGGAGAUCCGGAGCUCAAAAUGGAACUUUGCGAGGCGGCCGGGCUAGACGCUGCAGAUCUCGUAGAGAUGUUGCACUGCGCCAGCUAUAAGACCAAAUCCGAAGGAAGCGUCAUUUUAUACAAACAAUUCCUGACGAUGUUGCAGGACGAAUCUGCAACAGCCAGAGAGAGAUCCAUUUUCAAAGUGCUGGAGAACAUGCGGGCGAUGGAGUUCCGCUUGGAGAACCGUCUCAACGCAGCGCUUCAAAAGCUGGACGUCACCGACACGGAGCUAAACAACUUGCCGUCCUUGACGCAUGAGCUCGAAAAGACUCGUGGUUUGGAGGAUUCGCCGGCACGGCAUUUGGUGAACCAACUGCUGCCAACAGCCGUGGAGUCGCCGAAAGGAUCGCCGCGAAAAGCGAAGUAACGAUAGUCACGGUGCUGCCACAGUGAUCCCUGGGCCAAAGUGGCCUCGGUAAAGGAGAUGCAAAAAGGCUCAAUUCUGCAUCCCCAAAAAAUAGCAACAACGAUUCAGGGAGAAUCAUGG
Messenger RNA from Cladocopium goreaui, 2161 nucleotides. NCBI's taxonomy places the organism in Eukaryota, Dinophyceae, Suessiales, Symbiodiniaceae. The record is from the annotation of a GenBank genome assembly.